Taeniopygia guttata (zebra finch) is the source of this 415-nucleotide messenger RNA. The record is from RefSeq and is a predicted model, not a curated record. NCBI's taxonomy places the organism in Eukaryota, Metazoa, Chordata, Aves, Passeriformes, Estrildidae.
CCCUGUCCCCGUGUCCCCCCCGUGUCCCCGCGGGGAUAAGAAGCCCCACGGGUGCCGCUCCCCCCACCCGCCAUGGCGGCCCCGGGGGGCACCGAGCGCGGCGCGGGGGGGUCCCCUGACGGGGGGUCCCCCGAACAAAGGGGGUCCCCGGAACAGGAGGGGUUCUUCUCGCUGCUGAGCUCCGUGCAGGGAACGCGCAUGGACGAGCAGCGCUGCAGCCUCGGCGGGAGCGCCGGCGCGGCGCCGCCCCCCGAGCUGGCCCCGCUGCUGGACAUGGUGGCGAACUCGCAGCGCCGCAGGAUGGACGAGCAGCGGCUGCCGGUGCCGCGCCUGCCCGGCUUCGGACCGGGGGGCGCGCAGGACUGAAACUCCCAGACCCACCCCGGAGACCCCAGACCCACCCAGGACUGCCACG